Ylistrum balloti is the source of this 543-nucleotide messenger RNA. RefSeq lists its product as uncharacterized. The transcript is spliced from 3 exons. NCBI's taxonomy places the organism in Eukaryota, Metazoa, Mollusca, Bivalvia, Pectinida, Pectinidae. The record is from RefSeq and is a predicted model, not a curated record. Bases 1 to 543 code for a protein of 180 amino acids.
AUGCCCGUACUUUGGAAAAGCCGCGACCGGGAGAAAAUGCCUGCCCCCCGGAGCCCGUCCCCAGUGCUGAAGCCCCUAUCGGCCCUGGCUGUUCCGGGGAUGUUCCUCUUCUAUAAAUACAACGAGAUAAAACGCCAAUCAAGCCAUCCUACUGUCCCUAAGCGGACAACUGUGACAGAGAGGGAGUUGGACCACCUCAACCAUAAAAUUGACAAGUUGUUGGCGAAGAUAGACGACCACGAACACAGCAAUACGAAGAUUCCGAAAGAAGACGAAGAGUGUGUGAUAUGUAUGGCUGCCAAGGCAACGAUGCAGACCUACCCAUGCGAGCACAAGGUCGUGUGCCGGAAGUGCUUUGUCAAGACCAUUCAGACAGCGAUUGCGCAGAGGUCACUGCCACUCCGGUGCGUCAUUUGCCGGAGUCAAAUUCUCAAACUUCGCCAAGUGUCAUCAGGUAGCAAAAAGAAGUCGAAACCCCAGAAAUCGCUUGGCCACAAACUAUUCACACGAACGCCAAUACAACUACCCUUGUGUACGAAUUAA